Punica granatum (pomegranate) is the source of this 1354-nucleotide messenger RNA. The record is from RefSeq and is a predicted model, not a curated record. NCBI's taxonomy places the organism in Eukaryota, Viridiplantae, Streptophyta, Magnoliopsida, Myrtales, Lythraceae.
GAGUUCGGCAAAACUGCAAAACUUCCAUGCAAGGCGCCACCUGUCCCCUCCCUCCUCCUUCCCUCCUUUCUUCCUUCCUCCCACACUGCAAUGACGCAAUCGCUCAGUUUUAUUGCAUUUUACAAACAACUCGUCAAUUCAUACACCUUCGUUCGUUCUUCAUCCACUGCUAGCUGCUGCUGGGAAUCAGUCGAUCGAAAUCCACAACCUGAUCGAUCCGUUUCAUCUCAUCGAUCGUUAUUGCUCUCCGUUCCGUAGUACUGGUCGAUAUAUAUAUAUAUAUAUAUAUAUAUUAUAGAUCAAUAAUUAUGGUGAAGCUAGCUUCGGCGAGGGAGAGCCGGAUGUACGGCCCACGGCUAGCCAGGGACCGGUUCGAGUACAUUAACGCCGGCCUCUAUGUCUUCUCCGCGAUUGUCCUCCUCGGCGGUUUCCUAGCCGAGCUAUCCAAGGAGCCAAAGUCGGGCCUCGUCAUCAUCCUCAUUGCACUGGCGAUAAUACUCUUCGUCAACGUCCACGACCUGAUCGCGCACCUCGCUGGGAUUGACUGCCGGCUGCCAUUGAUGGAGUUCGAUGUGCAGCUCGCCCUCGUGGAGUUUGCGGUCCCACUUGUCCAGGCUGCUGGGUCCCUGCUCAUGUUGCUCGGGAUACUCUUUCUCUUCAUACAGGAGGAGAAAGGAUAUGGGUACUUCAAGUUGGAGAAGCACGCGUUGAACAUGCUCGUCGCAGGGCCCGCCCUGUGGCUCCUUGGCUCGGUCCACAACUCGUGCCAGAUCUACGAGAGGGCUGAUGGGCACGCCCAAAUAUUGCAACAGACCGUCCACAUCCCGUUCCUGAUGGGAAGCCUGCUGCUCCUCGUCGGUGCUAUCACAAAUAUGCGAGAACAGGCUAGGACGGUCCACCACGGCACGAACCUGAUGGGAAGGACAUUUACAUGGUUUGGCAUCAUCGGUAGCGUGAUGCUUAUAAUUGGGGGAUUAGCGAACGUGGUCAAAGUGUUUAAGAUGCAACAGGGCGGACUUCGGCUCGAGAAGCUGAGGGGAGGGGCUCAUGAGCUUCUGCUUCAAGAAAGGGAAGGCCAAGUCCCUUUAAUCCUGGAGGAGCAGGGGAGGCGGCGGCGGCAGGCCGAGGAGCUAUCGCAGGCAACCGCUGCCCAAGCGGCAAGGGAGACAGCUGCACCGGCUGUGAGUACUCCUUAUAAGGAUGUUCUUGUUGGCCAAAGCUAAAAAAGGGUUCAGAAUGUAUUCAAUACAACCAUAGCGACUAUACUGUACGUAGCUCUUAUUUAACCUCGAUUGGUCUGGAUUAAAUUUAUGUUUCGGUGCAAGGCUUCGAAAUUUUGCAUGCUAUUUCUUGA